AAGCAAUCAUUUCUCCUUCUCUCUGGCUGCAUUCUUGCAGCCAUUGAGAAAUACCGUGUGAGCUGUGAUUGGUCACAGCUUGUCACAUGGUACAGGGCUGUUGUGAAUAGCCUUGUACCAUGUGACCUCUGUGAUCAUUCACAGAUUUCCCACGUAGUAAGCAAUGAUGUCAGAAGUGACAUCUUGCUUACUACUCUUGCUGUGAUCACCGAUUGGCCAAUCAGUGAUCACAUGAUCGGGACCUCACACAGAGGUCCCGUACAGCGA
This is a messenger RNA of Staurois parvus, 267 nucleotides long. The record is from the annotation of a GenBank genome assembly. Lineage: Eukaryota; Metazoa; Chordata; Amphibia; Anura; Ranidae.